AUGUUGUAUCGAUUUUCUUUCCUGGCGCUUGCCGCUCAAGUGGCACUUGCUGCUAUCAAUGUCAAUGUUGGCACAACUUAUCAGACCAUGGACGGCUUCGGAUUCUCUCAAGCAUUCGGUCGAGCGAAUGAUCUUUACAACCUUCCAUCUACCCAACGAACCCACGCACUUGACCUUCUCUUUAGUCCGACUGCUGGAGCAGGCUUCACCAUCCUUCGAAAUCGCAUUGGUUCCGGGGGAUCAGGCGACAGUAUUGAGCCAACCAGUCCCGGUUCACCUAGUGGCACCCCCAAGUAUGUUUGGGAUGGCAGUGACAGCCAUCAAGUAUGGGUCUCACAACAAGCAAAGGCUUAUGGAGUGACAAGAUUCUAUGCAAACGCCUGGAGUGCACCCGGCUUUAUGAAAACCAACGGCAAGGAAACUAACGGAGGUUACCUGUGUGGUAUGACCGGCGAAUCCUGCUCGUCAGGAGAUUGGAUGCAAGCAUAUGCCGCGUUCUUGAUCCAGUAUAUCAAAUAUUACGCUGCUGUUGGUAUUGAUUACAAGUAUUUAGGCUUCUUGAAUGAACCUGACUACACCACGGCCUAUUCCUCCAUGUUGGCUUCGGGUACACAAGCAGCAAGCUUCAUCAAAGUACUUCAUCCAGCUCUUACUGCCGCUGGCCUAAGUGAGGUCGGUAUCAACUGCUGCGAUAUGGUUGGGUGGGAGGACCAGGUUACUGCUACGGCGCAACUUGUUGCAGCUGGUGUCGAAAACAUGAUUGCGAAAAUUACAUCCCAUGGCUAUUCAAGCGACCCAACCUCGCCCAUCAAGACUUCUCGCCCAACUUGGAUGACGGAGAAAGAAACGACAGAUGCCUGGAAUGCAAACUGGUACUCGACUGGAUCCAGCUCUGAUGGCUACACGUGGGCAAAUAAUAUCUAUACGGCCAUCGUCAAAGGAAAUGUCAGUGCUUACUUGUACUGGGAGGGUAUCGAAUCCACAACAAACAAUGCUGGGCUCAUCCAAAUUGCUGGAACAAACGUAAAUCCAUCCGCCAGACUCUGGGCAUACGCACACUUUAGCCGAUCGGUGCGCCCCGGUGCUGUCCGUGUUGCUACUUCUGGGGCUCCAGCUGCGAUCAACACCAGCGCAUUCAAGAACACCGACGGCACUGUUUCCGUGCAAAUGAUCAAUACCAACAGUGCCUCCACUGCCGCUCAAGUAACGACCACUGGCUUUUCAGCAUCGAGCGUCGUCGCGUAUGUGACUUCUCAAAGCCAGAAUUCUAUGGCUAGUCUCAGCGCCACUGUCAGUGGUGGUGCCGUCAAUGCUACAGUCCCCGCCCACGGCAUGGUCACAUUCAUUUUGUCUGGUAAGAAAGCCAGUGGGAGUGAUAAGGUCGAGGCUACCACUUUAGUCAAGGUACCAACGCCAACGACCUCUCCUCUGGUUGAAAGCACAACUGCGACUUCCGCCGAGGCUACUCAAUCCCAGUACGGAAAAUGUGGCGGAACAGGAUGGACUGGCCCAACGAUCUGUGCUGCUCCGUAUAGUUGCAAGAUCACGAGUGACUACUAUUCCCAGUGCCUGUAA
Botrytis byssoidea is the source of this 1575-nucleotide messenger RNA. RefSeq lists its product as uncharacterized. Gene Ontology annotation, cellular component: extracellular region. Lineage: Eukaryota; Fungi; Ascomycota; Leotiomycetes; Helotiales; Sclerotiniaceae. Gene Ontology annotation, molecular function: cellulose binding; glucosylceramidase activity. Gene Ontology annotation, biological process: carbohydrate metabolic process; sphingolipid metabolic process. The record is from RefSeq and is a predicted model, not a curated record. Bases 1 to 1575 code for a protein of 524 amino acids. The transcript has 2 exons.